AGACUUACCUAACCUAUACCAAGAUACCUCGAUAACCAACUAUUAAAUACAUAUGCCUCUAGGUACUAUGUAAUACGGUACAGUACGCAAUACAGUAAAACCACAAUACUAACACAUUACAUAAAGCUUACCCAUUACACAACACCUGAUUGGCCCAAAACAGCCCCCACCAUUAUGCCUCAAUUCCAGUCCAGCGUCUUUAAACGGAAUACGGAAUAAAACACCCAGAAGCUCGUUAUCACAAGCUUGACGACAUCAAUUCCGAAGCCAAUUGGGCAUAUCCCAUAUCCCACCAUCCCACCACGUAACCCGAGAUGCAGGCUCUCCGGACAAGAGCAGCUUGCGCAGCCAGGCGCGCGCGGCCUACCGCUACUACUACCACUACCACUGCACCGCGAACCUCGCGAUCCUACGCCUCCGAAAGCCACGGCCAUGAUAGCCAUCACCACCACCACCACCACGCACCCGAGGUCGCGGAGGGAUUAGGACCAGCAUUCUACGUCUUCGCCGCCGCCGUCCCCGCCAGCUACCUCGCCUACUCGAUCUCGCGCCCGGGCCCCGACGGCGAGGAGUCCAGCUUCUCCAAGUGGCUGCGCAGCUUCGACUACUUCAACGACUGGGAGCUGCGCAACGCCCUGCGCUCCAACAUGAUCGAGCAGGCCGCCCACGACAAGCACUUGCUCAAUUACGCGGGCAAGAGCACGCACGUCGAGCUCAAGGCUCCCGAACUCCUCUACUCCGGCUCCCCCUGGAACGUCCCGGCGGGCUUCUACCCGAACCUAGACCACGUCACCGCGCACUACCACAAGCAAGCCGUCGAGGAGGAGGAGCGCAAAGUCAAGCUCCUGCAAGCCAAGGCCAGGGCGCAAGAGCAGGAGCAAAAGCAGGAGACUUCGUAACGGCCGCAUACGUACAUAGGUACCAUAUACCUAGGUACCUAACCUGACAU
Messenger RNA from Daldinia vernicosa, 949 nucleotides. RefSeq lists its product as uncharacterized. Gene Ontology annotation, cellular component: mitochondrion. The record is from RefSeq and is a predicted model, not a curated record. The coding region runs from base 315 to 899 and encodes 194 amino acids. Lineage: Eukaryota; Fungi; Ascomycota; Sordariomycetes; Xylariales; Hypoxylaceae. The transcript is spliced from 3 exons.